AUGGAGUUGAUACAAAUGAAAUUAUUGUUUGCUAGUAGUCCUUUAGAUGCAAAUGUUUUUUGUGGCAGUGAAGAUGGUGGUGAUCAUGCAACAGUAAGGGUUUGGGAUGUUUCCAAAACCAGGAAAAAGAACUGUGUAGCUACAUUAGAUAAUCAUCGAUCAACAGGGACUUCUUUGGCAAUAUCUGAAGACGGAUGGACACUACUUAGUGGUGGAAGAGAUAAGGUUGUAACAUUGUGGGAUCUUCAUGGUUAUAGCAACAAGAAGACUGUCAUUACAUAUGAGGCAGUUGAAGCUGUUUGUGUAAUUGGUGCUCACAAGUGA
This is a messenger RNA of Sphenostylis stenocarpa, 324 nucleotides long. NCBI's taxonomy places the organism in Eukaryota, Viridiplantae, Streptophyta, Magnoliopsida, Fabales, Fabaceae. The record is from the annotation of a GenBank genome assembly.